UCCCAGCUCCGCUCGGGUCUAUGGAGGGAAAACUUGGCGCAGGCUGCACAAUUCUGAUGGCCGCAACCGCCUGCGGCACCAAGGCCAUGUCCCUCUUCAAGCGGACCUGGGUGCUGAGCCCCGCCGCGGCGCCUAAGGGCGCGGGCACCCCCUCGCGCUGUUGUCCCUGGCCUUCCAAGGACUGGACUCGGGGAGAGGGCGUCUGCGCUUGGCUACGGCGUCCAGCGGCUGCCGGCUUCCUGCCUCAGUCCCACUCUUGCUCCUCAACAACCGCUACCUCCGUGUGUCUUCUCUGCCCGCAGGACUCGCUCAGCAGCAGCUUGAAAACUUGUUACAAGUACCUGCAUCAGACCAGUCGCAGUUUUGCAGCUGUUAUCCAGGCGCUGGAUGAAGAAAUGCGCCAUGCAGUAUGCAUAUUUUAUCUGGUUCUCCGAGCUCUGGACACUUUGGAAGAUGACAUGACCAUCAGUAUAGAAAAAAAAGUCCCACUGUUACACAACUUUCACUCUUACCUUUAUGAACCUGAUUGGCGAUUCAUGGAGAGCAAGGAGAAGGAUCGACAAGUGCUGGAGGACUUCCCAACGAUCUCCCUCGAGUUUAGAAAUCUGGCUGUGAAAUAUCAAACAGUGAUUGUCGAAAUUUGCCGGAAAAUGGGAUUUGGGAUGGCGGAGUUUUUGGAUAAGCAUGUGACUUCUGAAGAGGAGUGGGACAAGUACUGUCACUAUGUUGCCGGGCUGGUGGGAAUUGGCCUUUCUCGUCUGUUCUCGGCCUCAGAAUUAGAAGACCCCUUAGUUGGUGAAGAUACAGAGUGUGCCAACUCCAUGGGCCUGUUUCUGCAGAAAACAAACAUCAUUCGUGAUUAUCUGGAAGAUCAGCAAGAAGGAAGAGAGUUCUGGCCUCAAGAGGUUUGGAGCAAGUAUGUUAAGAAGUUGGGUGAUUUUGCUAAGCCGGAGAAUAUUGACUUGGCCGUACAGUGUCUGAAUGAACUUAUAACCAAUGCUCUACACCACAUUCCAGAUGUCAUCACCUACCUUUCCAGACUUAGAAACCAAAGUGUGUUUAACUUUUGCGCUAUUCCUCAGGUAAUGGCCAUUGCUACUUUGGCUGCCUGUUAUAAUAAUCAGCAGGUGUUCAAAGGGGUAGUGAAGAUUCGAAAAGGACAAGCAGUAACCCUGAUGAUGGAUGCCACCAACAUGCCAGCUGUCAAAGCUAUAAUAUACCAAUAUAUGGAAGAGAUCUAUCACAGAAUCCCCAACUCAGAUUCAUCUUCCAGUAAAACAAGGCAGAUCAUCUCCACCAUCAGAACACAGAAUCUUCCCAGUUGUCAGCUGACCUCCCGAAGCCACUACUCCCCCAUUUACCUGUCGUUUCUCAUGCUCCUGGCUGCCCUGAGCUGGCAGUAUGUGAGUACCCUGUCUCAGGUCACAGAAGACUAUGUCCAGACCGGAGAGCACUGAUUUGUUAACAUGAAACAGACUGACCUUUUUUCAAGGAUGGAUAUUGGUGUCCCCUUUUCUCCCCUCCUGCGUUAAUCCUGUAAUUCUGUGGGCUUGGACCCUGGGAAACUGUGACAUGCAGCUGAGAUGAGAAUAAAAGAGGGCACCUCACCCUCAGCACCUGGGACCUGGGGGUGGUGCUCACCUGCGCAUGAUGGCUGAGGUGAGCACUCAGUGGUGUGGGUUGGGAAGUCGUUGCACUGGGACUGCUGACAGAUCUGUGUGCAUCCUGACUAGAGUUAUAAUUAAAUGUAUUUAAUUUGAAGCAAC
Eptesicus fuscus (big brown bat) is the source of this 1766-nucleotide messenger RNA. It is a transcript of the gene FDFT1, whose product is annotated as farnesyl-diphosphate farnesyltransferase 1. Gene Ontology annotation, cellular component: endoplasmic reticulum membrane. Gene Ontology annotation, molecular function: squalene synthase [NAD(P)H] activity. The coding region runs from base 21 to 1457 and encodes 478 amino acids. The transcript has 7 exons. The record is from RefSeq and is a predicted model, not a curated record. Gene Ontology annotation, biological process: farnesyl diphosphate metabolic process; cholesterol biosynthetic process. NCBI's taxonomy places the organism in Eukaryota, Metazoa, Chordata, Mammalia, Chiroptera, Vespertilionidae.